Pieris brassicae (large cabbage white) is the source of this 2792-nucleotide messenger RNA. Its product is annotated as serine protease inhibitor dipetalogastin. The transcript has 12 exons. Gene Ontology annotation, biological process: cell differentiation; multicellular organism development. NCBI's taxonomy places the organism in Eukaryota, Metazoa, Arthropoda, Insecta, Lepidoptera, Pieridae. Bases 181 to 1692 code for a protein of 503 amino acids. The record is from RefSeq and is a predicted model, not a curated record. Gene Ontology annotation, molecular function: protein binding.
GAAAGAUGGAUGGCAACUAUAAUAAUGUUGGUAGUGGCUGCCUCGGGUCCAGUUCGCAGAGUGGCGUGGCCGAGUAACAACGUGUGUGUGUAGUGCAGUGUGGUGCGAUAUAAUUUUUGAAAGAACACAAUGGACCAUUGAUUGUUGAAAAAAAAUUGAGAAUUUGUUAAGUGCUUCAAAAUGGAUGUCAAAUCUCAUCUCCUGUUAGUGGCUGGCGUGUUUUUAAGCGCUGUAUUCUGGUGUGAAGGCGCAAGAGACGCAACAUGUCCAAGAAUUUGUGGUCCAGCACUUCAAGGUGAACCGGUUUGUGCGACUGAUGGAUACAUAUACCCGUCGUUAUGUGAGAUGAGGAAGAAGACUUGUGGAAAAGGAGUAAGACUGGCCCCAGACCAAGGCAGCUGUUCGAGAGCCCAAGGGUCUAAAUGCGAGCACCGCUGCACUUCAGAAAGAGACCCUGUGUGUGGAACUAAUGGUCGCACGUACCUGAACAGAUGUAUGCUGCAAGUCGAAAUUUGCAGAGUUGGCAUCGGUCUCUCACAUUUGGGUGCGUGCAACAAUAUAAGUGCACAUCGUGAAAACUGCCCCGUCGAUUGUUCCCAAGCCCCACUCGACGGUCCCAUUUGUGGAUCAGAUGGGAACGUCUAUAAGAAUACCUGUCAGAUGAAGCUGUUCACUUGUGGGCAAGGUGUCGUCCGGACUAAUAAGAAGCAUUGUCAAACGACGCGCCACUGUCGUGAGUCCUGUUGGCGUGUUGCCAGACCCACCUGCGGCUCGGACGGCGUAUUGUAUGCCAACGCGUGCAGAAUGAAGGCGACCAACUGUGGUAAGCACGUGUUCGAAGUGCCCAUGGCGUUCUGUGUGUCCCAAGAGCGGACCUCUGGCGGUGAAUACUGUCCCACCGACUGCUCCGAUCAGAAAGAGAAGCUGGUGUGUGGCUCCGACGAGAGUAUCUACAGGAAUGAGUGUGAGAUGAAGAUGCUUAAUUGUGGCGUGAACAGCAGAAAAAUAGUAAAGAAGGUGGACAUGGAGAAAUGUAAGUCGAAGAUGAGCAAGUGUCUCAAAGUGAAGUGUCCGAGUGAGGGUGACCCUGUUUGCGGAACUGAUGCCAACGUGUACUACAACCCCUGUCAACUGAAAGUCGCUACUUGCCUCAAAGGAGUCCAGUUAGCACACUUCGGUAACUGUACUCUACUGCCGCGGCUCGAGACUGAUUGUCCAGAAAAUUGUGACAACGUUGUCGAACAACCUGUUUGUGGAUCAGAUGGAAAUGUUUACAAGUCACAAUGUGAACUCCGCCGUCUCACGUGUGGGCAGCACGUGGUCGCCGUUUCGGCGUCUCACUGUCGCACCACAGCCCUUUGCCACGAAGACUGCCCCGACACACCCUCCUUCGUCUGCGGAUCUGACAACCGAUUCUAUAAGAACGAGUGUAUUAUGAAGAAGGAGAAUUGUGGAAAACACGUUUAUGUCGUCCCAUUGAAGCGCUGCCUCUCUCGGUUCAAAUACGCGGGCUGCGCACGAGUCUGCCCACCCGAAUACGACCCUGUAUGUGGCACUGAUAACAAGACUUACUCCAAUAAAUGCUUCUUGGAGAUGGAGAACUGCCGAUCAAGGAGUUUCAUGCAGCUAAAACAUUUAGGAACGUGCACAGAGCCAAUCGCAGAGGAGCCUAAAAACUAUUUGUAUCGAUAAUUCAGUGUUCAUAAUCGCUUAUGGUAACACCAUUUUCAAUUAGUGCCAAUUCUUUUAGGAAUGAUUUUUAUGCUAUAGAUUAGGUAUUUGCACCUGGCAACUUCGAUUUCUUAUUUACAACUAUUUCGUGGGAUAAAAUUAAUAACAAUAACCAGAGAUACUCUGGGAAUAAAACAUUAAAAAAAAUAGACAUAAUGAAAGUUUCACCUUCUUGCAGUUACAAUAUUAACAAUAUUCUUCUGACUGGGAAAACCUGAGGUUCAAAUAUUAAACAAAUAUCUGACAAAGAAUUCGAAAUAUGCGACAGAAGAAAGUUUCUAAUUUCUGGUAUCAGUUAAAAAGCUUUAGAAAACUAAGAAUACAGCAUAAUUCAACAAAAGAUCGACGGACGAAUCCAUUUCCAGGUUAAAUUUAAAACGUUCUCGCAAGCUUGAACUCCAUCGUGUUGGUUAUCGAAACGAUAGCGUUUCUGUUCGGAUUGUAUUGUGACGCACUGUUUACAACACAUAUAACAAUCCGUUACACGGACAUUACGAAUCUCUCUAUUUGUUAAGAUAUUUGACAAAUAGAGAGAUAUAUCAUGCCAGUCCCUUCAUAAUUGUCGUCUUCCAUUCGUCUUUAUUAUUAAGUACAAAAUUAUAAUCUCCUUUACUCUCUACGUAAGUUCUAAGUAGUUAGCUUAUUCAAAUAUCGUCGCAUAAUUAUUAUAGGGUUUUCUUAAAAACUUGAGCCCAAAAGCCUAUUUCUAAAAGCUUUUUCGACACAAAGCUUAAAGAGACUCAAAGUUUUUUGGAAUUAAUUUUUUAAGAGCGCCGUUGGCAUAUAGAUUAAGAUUUCUGACUGUUUAUUUAUUGUUCUUAUUUAUUACGUAAUUUGUAAAUACUUUUAGGAUUAAAUAUGUACCCGACAACAUAACUGCUUGUUCGAUUAAUCGAUUUGUCUGGUAUUCCGUUAUAAAUAACGAAUGGCUUGAGUUUCAAUUGAGACCAAAUACAGUUCGUUGUUUAUAACUAAACCUGCACGGUUGCAUUUAAUAAACGCAUGCCUCUUAAGUACUUUAGCAAAUUCUAAUAGUUAUAGUCUGUGUAACGAUGUUUUAU